Messenger RNA from Sparassis crispa, 693 nucleotides. RefSeq lists its product as hypothetical. The coding region runs from base 1 to 693 and encodes 230 amino acids. Lineage: Eukaryota; Fungi; Basidiomycota; Agaricomycetes; Polyporales; Sparassidaceae. The record is from RefSeq and is a predicted model, not a curated record. The transcript is spliced from 2 exons.
AUGUGUUCGGGCAAGAAAGACUACACAUUACCGCGAGCAUAUCGGCUUAUCCAACUCCUCGACUGCUUGGGGAAAGUACUCAAACGACUACAGGCACAAUGCCUCGCCCACUAUGCCACAGCGUUCAACCUGGUAUCUCCCUCACAAUUCGGGGCACGCCCGGGCAGCUCAACCACAGAUGCCAUACUUACCGUAGUGCACGACAUCGAUGCUGCACGAGAUCACAAACUCGUGACGUCCGCCCUCACGUUCGACAUCAAAGGAUUCUUCGACUUCGUCAAUCACUCGCGCCUCCUCUCAGUACUUCGCCAGAAAAAUCUUCCUCUCCCACUUAUCCGAUGGGUUGCGUCAUUCCUAUCCAAUCGUCGAGCAGCCGUUUGCUUGGAUGGACAGAUGGACGAGAUGAUCGCUGUUAUUAAUGGCAUACCACAAGGCUCCCUCGUCUCCCCUAUUCUAGCUAUUUUCUAUGCAAGCGAACUCAAUGAGAUCUUCGAUAAUUGGCUGGGACCAAUCACUCAAGAAGACCAUCACCAGAAAGCCACCCGCACCUCCCUAUACUCCUUUGUCGAUGACGGCAAGCUCAUUCAGUCAUCUCGCAGCCUGGCAUACAACAUUGUCAAGCUAAGUUUUGCAUACUCUGUUGUAGUUCUAUGGUUGACUGCGGUGGGCCUGUCUGCAGACUUGGUGAAAUGA